This is a messenger RNA of Moneuplotes crassus, 1082 nucleotides long. The record is from the annotation of a GenBank genome assembly. NCBI's taxonomy places the organism in Eukaryota, Ciliophora, Spirotrichea, Euplotida, Euplotidae.
CUUUAUGUUCGCAUUCAACUUUGAAGAGCAGUAUGAAAAUUACCCUCUUAUCACUUCUCCAGACCUAGGCUUUCUAUAUACUAGAAAGAAGUUAAGAUCAUUGAGAAGGACAUUGGCUAGCGAGUCUAGCCAAAUUGACAGCGAAGGCUGCAAUAGUCUGAAUCCUGAAGAAAUGUUGAUAGAAAAUUUAAUCACUACUAUUGAAAAUAAAAUGGUUAAGCAGAUGAUAAAGGAUGCUAUUACCAUUCAAAUAACCUGUUGUGAUUAUGAGAACAUUAAACCAGCGCAACACAAGGAAGGAGAGAAAUAAGUCACUUGUAUCUAUGUGGUUUAAAAGGCAAUUACUCAAAAGCUCAUCUAAUAAACGUAUAAAUUUGAAUAAAGUUAAAUAAUCAAACUAAGAAACCAAACCUGAAUUCUUACCAGAAGGAUUCAAGCGCAAUGCUUAAGCUACAGGAAUAUAUUAAUCGAAGAAAUUUCAGGUCUCCAGAGACCACAAGAGUACAGACACAUCAUUCUAACAAGAGAACAAUACACUAUUUUAAUAAAAGGAAGAACAGUUUAGACCAGAGCUCUCAAGUCAGAGGCAAGCUUCUGAGCCAGAAAGCAUCAAGAGCAAUUCUUCACUUUUUAUGAUUUUAGGUACAGUUUCAGAACCAAAUUGGGAGAAAAUUUUUGAAAAGAAGAAAAUUCCUCAGAAGAAAAAUAGAUAUUUCCGAAGGAGAUAUCUCUAUUUUCGAUAAACCUUAUGAUUUUGCGACGAAAUCUCCUCGUGAUUCGCAGUUUUCAAGGUUCACCUUGAAAACUCAGAACACAUUAAAGGAGUUUCAUUCACCAGUCGUCAAGCUUCAAAACUUUACUGAAAACUUAGGGAUUCAGCAAGGUGGCCAGAUCUGAAAGCUUAAUUUCAAGAUAACAAAACCUAAAAAGCGGAAACAGAGAAAGCCUUUCAAAGGCAAAGAUUUGAAGAACAUGGCAAUCAAUCUGAAACCACUGAGAGCCAGUGCUUCACUAAGGAAAGACAGAAGUCUUGCUCAGAGGUAGGACACUCUUAAUAAUUCCAUGGAAUAAAAAUUUGCAGU